Messenger RNA from Kalmanozyma brasiliensis GHG001, 2109 nucleotides. Its product is annotated as DFDF domain protein. Gene Ontology annotation, molecular function: mRNA binding. Gene Ontology annotation, cellular component: P-body. NCBI's taxonomy places the organism in Eukaryota, Fungi, Basidiomycota, Ustilaginomycetes, Ustilaginales. Gene Ontology annotation, biological process: deadenylation-independent decapping of nuclear-transcribed mRNA; P-body assembly. The record is from RefSeq and is a predicted model, not a curated record. Bases 1 to 2109 code for a protein of 702 amino acids. The transcript has a single exon.
AUGUUGUCAUAUAUCGGGCUACAAGUGAAGCUCACCCUGCACUCACAACCAGGCUCGACGCUUCAAGCCAAGAUCCUAUCCAUCGACCAGGCAACCAACACGCUCACGGUUCAGAAGCAAGAUGGGUCGCAGACCGUGCUCAAACGAACCGACAUUGCGGAUCUCGCUGCUUGCAAGUCCGCAGAGACAACAUCAAAUGGAACCGCAGACUCGAGCAGCUCUGCUCGCUCGCAUACAGCAACGCCGGUGACUUCGCAGGGCAAGCAGAAGAAACCGCAAGAGUCGGCCGCCCAACCCGCUGCUGCGCCAUACGUCGAUCCUGCCAUCGUCUCUCACAGCCAACCGAACACAGCCCCCAGCAGCGCAGGCUCGCACGCUACAUCUCUGCUGGCUUCUCUGCAAGCAUCCGACCCUGCAGCAUCCCGCUCCUCCACGCCCUCCCGCUCGCCGCGCCCGAAACCCGCCUCCGCCUCAGCCCCCUCCAAAUCAGCUAAAAAGAAGCAACCCAUUGCGCGCAGCGACAGCCCCGCUCUCUCCGAAGAAUUCGACUUCAGCGCCGGCCUAGCGGCCUUCGACAAGAAGAAGAUUUGGGACGACAUCCGAGCGUCGGACCACACAGACCCUGCCUCGCUGCUCGUCUCGCACAACCGCAUCGCUAAUGGGCCCGUCGAGCUGGUGCGCGGACCGAACGGGGUCGGUCCGGCAAACAGCGUGUCGACACCGGAGAGGGGAAGGAGCGCGAAGGAUGGGCAGCAGAAGUUGAGGAUCAAUGAGAUGGUUUGCAGUCCGUCGCCUGAGCGCGUGCCUUCGCCACCUGCUGCAUCGACAGCAAGGGCUGAAGUGUCGGUUGGAGGGAGUGCGGAGACAGGCAAGCCGACGUACGAGCAGCUGGAGGAGCGAGUAAGAAAGCUGGAGGCGGAGCUGGCAUUGGCAAGACGACGAAACGUGCUGUUGGAGGAGCUGGCUGGCUUGGGACUCGGUGUUCACGCUCGUGGGGAUGCAAGCGCCGACUACACUACAGCUCCUGCGACGUCUUCAUCCGCUCGAGCUGACACCAACGCGUCGGCCGCUCAACAGAAAUCCGGACCAGCCGAUCCCGUCGCAGACACCGAACAGCAUCUCUCUGCACUAUCAAUCCUGGACCCACCCAAGUCCGACCCUUCCGCCCUGUCCAACGCCCUCGCAGCCGCCGGCUUCGCCAUCUCGACCAGCAACCCCACCUCAGGCGCAAUGACGCCCACAUCCGUAGCCCCCACGGAGCCCGAUCACGACCCUCUCUUCGGGCACAUCCUCUCUCCACCCAUUCUCACGCUCCUCUUCCCCACGGCCGCGCUCCAGCACUCGGCCCUCGCGCGGAUGGAAGCCUUCUACGAAUCCUCCUCGACCUCCAAAGCCUAUCUUUCGCUGCAGCAAGCGGCGGACGAGCGCAUCUGUCGCAACUACCAGGGGUUCAACUUGCCCCUUUCUGCCGUGCGGGAGUGGUUGGAGGCGAUGCAUGAAUCUACCUCCUCCAGUGACCUUCCUCGAUGGUGGGCAGAGCACUGUUCGGGCGAAGAGAACGACCUGCUCGACUUGCUCGUGACGCACAACGCCAUAGCGGUGAACGAAGGCGCUGUCUCCCGUUCGGGUGAAGGAGGGGAGGUGAGCUACCUCAUCUCGUGCGUCGCAAGCCAAGCCCAUUCCACACUACCACACGAACUCCUGCACGCACUGUACUUCCUCUCCCCUACAUACCGCUCGGAAGUCGACACGCAGUACGACUCGCUCUCUCCGCAAAAUAGGAAGGUGAUAGAGACGGAUUUGGGGUUGAGGAAGUACGCACCCGAGGUGUGGAGGGACGAAUUCCAGGCGUACCUCGCGGAAGGAUUGGGCAGCGAGAAGGAGUUCGGUAACAAACCCGCUGCGGAGUGCAAGGUGAUCGCAGAGCAGCUAAGAGCACAAGUGAAAGGGGAGUGGUCGCGAUUGGGAUUGGAUGUGGGGGCGCAGGAGGCAAAGUGGGAGGAGGUCAAGUGGCAGACACUCGAUCGGUACGCCGCUGUGCAGAAGGCGGAUAAGAAGGCAAAGGCCGGCGUGGCGGGCAAGGGCAAGGGUGGGAAGAAGAAGAAGUGA